UCAUAAAUAAAAUAAGCCAUCAUAAAAUUUUGAGGCACUGAUCGAAACCAUAUAACACUUUGAGAACCCCGUUUAAGGGAUAUAAACGUUUUAAAUAUUGGCAAUAUUAUAACCUAACAUUUUUGUUACAGUUCAGUUCAAACUUAAACAUACAUAAAUUUCAAAUUUUGAAUAAAUAUGGCAAAUAUUCUACUUGAAGGUUUUCCGGGAGUUGGAAAGACUACACUAGUUAAAAAAGUAAUCGACAAUUUGAAAGUAAAUGGAAUAGAUUGUGACGGUUUUUAUACAGAAGAAGUGCGCUCGGGCAGAACUCGUGUUGGAUUUGACAUAGUUACUUUAAACGGUCAACGGACUUCUCUAGCCAGGAAAAGCAUAAAUGAAAAUUUGACAAAAAAUCUUCCCCAAGUUGGUCAAUACUCAGUCUUAUUAAAUGAGUUUGAAUGUUUAGCAUUGCCUGUUUUAGAAUCUGACAAAUCAGUUUUAAUAAUUGACGAGAUUGGGAAAAUGGAAUUGCACAGCAGAAAAUUUGAAGAAGCUGUAAGAAAGGCGAUUUUAAAAAAAAAUAUAGUUCUUGCAACUGUUCCAGUCAAAUGUAAUCUACAUUUAAUUAAACAGUUAAAAGGCAAUUCAAGAAACCAUUUAAUAAUGGUUAAUGAAGCCAACAGAAAUUCUUUGACAAAAGAGAUAUCUGACCUUAUUGUAAAAGAAUAUAAUAAAAUAACCACAAAAUAAAUAAUAUAAAAAUAAUAUUUAUUAAAAAAAUUAUAAUUAAAUAC
Molecule: messenger RNA, 776 nt
Organism: Aethina tumida (small hive beetle)
Lineage: Eukaryota; Metazoa; Arthropoda; Insecta; Coleoptera; Nitidulidae
Product: cancer-related nucleoside-triphosphatase homolog
Exons: 5
Coding region: 178-732 (184 amino acids)
Molecular function (GO): ribonucleoside triphosphate phosphatase activity
Source: RefSeq, a predicted model, not a curated record